Molecule: messenger RNA, 1720 nt
Organism: Mugil cephalus (flathead mullet)
Lineage: Eukaryota; Metazoa; Chordata; Actinopteri; Mugiliformes; Mugilidae
Gene: tmem255a
Product: transmembrane protein 255A
Exons: 10
Coding region: 308-1354 (348 amino acids)
Source: RefSeq, a predicted model, not a curated record
CAUGCGCACAUCCACCCAGUAGCAGCAGCAGCUCCAGCUCCAGCGACAGCGACCUGCUGUCUGACACCGACGGAGACCGAGAAACGUGUCAGCCGCGGCGGGGAUGUAAACGAGAUGGACCGGGUCUCAGCGGGACGGAGAGUCGCUGUCGGGGAAUGUCACAGCAGCAAGUGAACGCACCGUCUGCUUCAGCUCACCACCGCGUCAUUAGCGUUGGGAUUGAUAUCACAUAAAGUCGUGACUGUUUCGUUUAUUUAAUCUUUGCGAGAGAGAGGCACCGGACCCCGUUAAACAUCCUCCAAACAGCAUGCCUCCUCCUCCUCAGAGCCUCCAAUCCAGCGGGCUGACUCUCUCUGAGACAAGCAUGGGUUCCUUUAAGAGAAGGAAGAGGAAAUCCAUAAUCGUGACGGUGCUGCUCCUAAUUGUUUCCGUGCUCAUCCUCGUCUUUGGCCUGGCGGCGACUACCAGGACGCAGAACAUCACAGUGGGUGGCUACUACUCAGGCGUCAUUCUGGGCUUCGGCUCUUUCCUGGGAAUAAUCGGCGCUCAUUUGAUUGAGAACAAGAGGCAAAUGUUAGUGGCGUCCAUUGUCUUCAUCAGCUUCGGAGUGGUGGCCGCCUUCUGCUGCGCUAUUGUCGAUGGAGUCUUUGCUGCGAGGCACAUUGACCUCAGGCCUCUGUACGCCGGCCGUUGUGAGUAUCUCUCCGGCGAGACGGCGUCUGACCGUGACGUGCCCUGUCAGACAUCAUCGCGCACGUCCUGUAAGCUGCACGUGAAGAGCAACACCUGUUACUGCUGCGAGCUCUACCACUGCGGGAAAGAACAUCCUCUUAUGGGACUUCAGAAUAAAGAUGUUUUGAAAAAGUUUAGGAAGUCAUCCAUGAUUUGGAAGCCCAGCCGUGUUGAGAUGAUUGGAGGCUACUACGAAUACACGGAUGUGAGAAGCUGCCAGGACGUGGUGCACCUCUACCACCUGUUAUGGUCCGCCACCAUCCUCAACAUCGUGGCCCUCUUCCUGGGCAUCAUCACUGCUGCAGUGCUGGGAGGCUUCAAGGACAUGACGCCCUCCACCACCUCAGAGAGUGCGUCUGAACCAGAGGCCAUCACAGCUCCCGUGCCCUCGCAGCCCCCUGCUCCCACCACUUCUCUCAACUCCUAUUACAGUGCUGCCCCCUGCCUGCCACCUUACACUGCCUACGACCUGCAGCAGGGCUCCUACUUGUUCCCCGACUCCUCAGGCCUGUCGGACGAUUCCCAGUCUGGAACCAGCCACCUGUGGCCCACCAUGAUCCCCCCUCGGUACUCCCCUCCUCACAACCAUCCCGACGAGAAGCCCCCUCCAUACAGCCCAUAAGGCUACGAGAGAAGGAAACACCGGGGAGACUGUGUUGGGUGUCGUUAGAGCGGUUUGAUUGCACAGUUCUUCUGGACUUGAACUGUGUUGAAGAAAUUGAGGUGAGGAGGAGGAGGAGGAGGAGGAGGAGGAGCAAGAGGAGGAGGAGGAGGCCACAGAGCACAUUAACUUUGAGUUUAGCCCUGCACAAGGGCGUUUGUGUCCCUGGGCACCACUCACACUCGGGCCUGCACCUUGUGUGUAUGUGCACGUACACAACAAGAGAAAGACAACCUGCUCAAAGACAGGACUGUUUACUCAUCUAUCUGCCUUAAUGCAAAUGGACUCCCAGCACUGCAGCACUCUGUCACCUGGACUUAUUCUGUA